AUGACAUCUGAGAGACAAGACCUGAGUGCCCAUCAAAAUAUUCCGGCAAAAAGUGCCAAAGAUUUUCCUACUUGGACUAUCACCCCCGACAUCGGCUGCGAAAAAGUAUAUACUUGUGACGAAGCUAUUGAUUUAACAGGUGGGAAAGGUUGGUACGUUUACACUCUUGCGAUAGUCCUGGCGUUUGCGAUCAUGGGCAUGACUCUGGACAUGAUCGGCCUCUCAGUGGUGGUGACCAGUGCCUGCGAUCUGGAACUCACGCAAGCUCAACAGUCGAUCGUAAUGUCCAUGCCUUUUCUUGGAUCAGUGAUUUCGGCGUAUCCUUGGGGCUACAUCGCUGACACUCAAGGUCGUCUCAAAGCCUUGAAGAUUGCUUUAUGGACAAGUUUCAUCUUGGCCACACUUAGUGCUUUUUCACCCAACUGGAUAGUGUUCGCUAUUUUGAGACUGGGUAGCAGUAGUUUUUCUAGUGGAAUACACUCCUUAAGUCUAACGUUACUGGGAGAGUCCUGCCCGUCGAGACUAAAAGGACCCGCUUUGAUAGCGGUGCUCUCUUUGAUGUUCUACACAUUUGGAGUGUACAAUGCUAGCGGGUAUUUCAUACUGGGCCUUGAUUUUGUAUACGAUCUCGGCUUCAUAGUAUUCUCGCCAUGGAGGCUUAUAGCUCUCGUGUUGUCGAUACCACUCGGAGUGUCGACUAUAUUUAUCAUGUUUUAUUACGAAAGUCCGAAAUUUUUGCUAAACGCUGGGGACGAGAUAAAUGCUAUAAAAAUACUCAGAAAAAUUAGCAAGAGGAAUGGUCUUAAAGAGAACGAAUAUCCAGUUCAAAGAGUAGUUUUCAACGAGAUGACACAGUUACGUAAGGACGUUCCACUUCUGCAGUCUCUGAAGGAACAAUUCGUGCCCCUGUUCAAGCCGCCGUACCUUUAUAGAUCCCUACAACUAUUUUUCAUUACUGCUGUUCUUUACUCAAACAAUAAUGGUUAUUUCGCCUGGAUGCCGUUUGUAACCGACAAGCUGUCUAGCUUGGAAGCCAAUGAUACAUCCAGCAAUUUCUGUGAAAUGAUCACCAGCUAUCAGGAGCGCAACACUACUAGCAUCUGCAUCACAUCAGUGUCUGAGUUUACCGUCCAGAUAAGUUUCAUACAAAGCACUGCGUGCAUUCUCUUGAGCUUGGUCGCCAUGUGGCUUUCCUCCUGGAAGAAAGAAGUUCACUUAGCAGUGCUCCUAACGUCAGUGGUCUGCGGCGUUUGCCUUCCCUUCACAAAGGGGUGGCUCUUGACCGUUGUACUAUUUUACGGCUUUCUCAUAAACUGUGUGUCUAUGCCAAUAACAUUCUCAUAUUAUGUUGAUGUUUUUCCCACUUCUUAUCGAGGGAUGGCGACGUGUCUAGGAGUCAUGGUGGCGAGGAUAAGCGCCUUGAUUGGCACGAACAUUGUUGGAGCCUAUCUCGUCUCUCACUGCACUGGCUCGUUAUACAGCUGGAGUGCCUUCAUAAUGUGCGGCCUGCUUGCUUCAGUUUUCUUACCAGCCAACAAACCCAAGAAAUUAUGUUAA
Melitaea cinxia (Glanville fritillary) is the source of this 1557-nucleotide messenger RNA. RefSeq names its product synaptic vesicle 2-related protein-like. The coding region runs from base 1 to 1557 and encodes 518 amino acids. Lineage: Eukaryota; Metazoa; Arthropoda; Insecta; Lepidoptera; Nymphalidae. The transcript is spliced from 10 exons. Gene Ontology annotation, molecular function: transmembrane transporter activity. The record is from RefSeq and is a predicted model, not a curated record. Gene Ontology annotation, biological process: transmembrane transport.